AUGGCAAUUAAAGUAGUGGAGAACGAUCCACCCAGGGCUCCCUUAAAAGUUAAAGCAUAUGUACCUCCACUUUCGUUUCCCCAAAGACUUCAAAAAAAGUCGAUGGAGCAAAAUAUUCAUGUCAUAAAUACAAAGAGCGAGGUACAAGCGCCAGAGCUCACUACAGAGAGACCCAAAAGAAAAAAUGACCAAGAAGUGAUUGAUGAAGCUACAAGGGUAGAAAAAUCUGUACCAAACACAACUGAAAAUGGAGAAAGUACAGAAACAUCAGCUACCAAAGCACUAAGUCCAGACAAAUCUUACAUGCCUCCCAUUCCCUUUCCUCAAAAGCUCAAGAAGAACAAACAAGAUACAAACUAUGAAAAAUUUCUCGAUGUUCUCAAGAAGCUCCAGAUCAAUGUUCCGUUCAUAGAUGCGAUACUACAAAUUCCAAGCUAUAAGAAAUUUUUGAAAGAGAUGUUGACAAAGAAAAGAAAGUUUCCGGAGUUUGAAACUGUGGCAUUAACUGAGGAAAGUAGUGCAAGAGUCCAGAGAAAAUUGCCUCCUAAAUUGAAGGAUCCAGGGAGUUUUACUUUACCAGUUUCAAUUGAAAAUUCCUAUUCAACUAAUGCAUUGUGUGACACUGGUGCUAGUAUCAAUCUAAUGUUGUAUUCUGCUUACAGGAAAUUGGAACUAGGUGAAGUCAACUCAACAUCAAUAAUGCUACAACUUGCUGAUAAAACAAUUACAAGGCCACGUGGCAAAGUUAAGGAUGUACUAGUAAAAGUAGGAAAUUUAAUAUUUCCUGUGGAUUUCAUUGUAUUGGACAUACCAGAAGAUCGAGACAUUCCAAUUAUAUUGGGUCGACCAUUCUUAGCAACGGGACGAACCUUUAUUGACAUGGAGAAGGGAGAACUAAUCUUGAGGGUGGAUGACAAGCAGGAGAUAUUCAAUAUUUACAUCCAAUAUGAGAAACCUCCCAAUAAAAAUGAUUACUAUAGAAUUGAUGAAGAAGAGCCACCUGAUCAACGAAACUUUAAGAUUGGGGGAGUGACAUCAUUUGCUUAUAUUGUUGAGUUUCUCGAAUGCUUAUGUAUAACCUUGCCGGUAUUGAUAUGCGUAAUUGAGAACAUGCGUUGA
Molecule: messenger RNA, 1119 nt
Organism: Olea europaea var. sylvestris
Lineage: Eukaryota; Viridiplantae; Streptophyta; Magnoliopsida; Lamiales; Oleaceae
Exons: 3
Coding region: 1-1119 (372 amino acids)
Source: RefSeq, a predicted model, not a curated record